Molecule: messenger RNA, 3035 nt
Organism: Salvia splendens (bonfire salvia)
Lineage: Eukaryota; Viridiplantae; Streptophyta; Magnoliopsida; Lamiales; Lamiaceae
Product: rhamnogalacturonan I rhamnosyltransferase 1
Exons: 9
Coding region: 1511-2698 (395 amino acids)
Cellular component (GO): chloroplast; cytoplasm
Source: RefSeq, a predicted model, not a curated record
UGCCAGCCGCUAUGUGCCUCCAUACUCCUCCGUUGAGAUAUUCCGGAAACGUUUGGACACUGGGCGGGAUGAUCCCGUGGAAGAGAACUGAGAGGGGGGGUUCGAGUACCCUGCGGACGACGGACGUCGCUGCUGCCCGGUGUAGGCCUGUGACACACUGUGGGAGGGGGCAGGGGCUGUCCGCGGAGGUUGCUGUGAUGCGAGCAUGUCGAUGUCCAAAGCUAAUUCGACAGCAUCCUCAUAGGUGGUGAUUUUGGAGGCCUUCAUUUGCAGGCGGACCUCCGGACGGAGUGCAGCCAUGAAAAAUCCCAAAUAUUGCUGACAAGAGAUGUCUGGAACUUGCGCGAGGCGUGCCUCAAAAGCCUCCACGAAUUCAGUUAGAGAGCCCGUGUGGCGGACUGCUGCGAAGGCUUCAUACUCGUUCAAUACCCCAGUGCCUCCGAAGUGUUUCAUCAACUCUCUCGCGAAACGAGCCCACGUCAGAUCCGGAACUCGAUGUCGCAACAACUGGUACCAAGGGAGGGCCGCGCCUGCCAAAGCCACCAUUGCGACGCCCACCCGGUCCUCGGGGGCGGUUCCCGCGAUCAAGAAGUAUUGUUCCGCCCGUGCAAGCCAAGCGAGGGCGUCCGAGCCGUCGAAGGUGGGCAUGGGCGACGCCGAGGCACCCCCGGUGGGUGUUUGUUUUGACCCUUGUGCCGCUGAUGUGGAACCGUCGUCGGUGUUGGAAGGGUCCUUGAGUUUCAGUGAGGCGAAACCCGCUCGCAUCUCCUAGAGCGUGGCGGUCAGUUCGGUUCGGACCUCUGCUACCUGGUCCUCAGUGUGGCGGAACUGAGUAUUCAGUUCCUUUACAGCCGCGUCCAAUGAUAAGUUACUCCGCUGCAAAUCACCCGUCGCCUUCUCCAAUUCAUCCAGUCGCGUGUCCGCCCGAGAGUUCACCAUCGCUCACCGCACCAAUUGAUAGGAGUGAAAGGCGUGAGGGGAACAGAGAGCACGAGUUAUGCUCCUUAAUCAAAGCAACAAUGUGUAAAUGCAGAGAAUAGAGGAAUGAUCACUUGAUUGAAUAGAAUGUAAAGAAAUAACAAUCCUCCGCAGAGGCCUACGACCAAGUCGUCCAAUACAAUGAUCUCUCUAAGAUGAAUUGAACUCCCUAGCUUACAUUUAUUUAUACUCUAAAGUAAAUAACCAAAAUGCAUAAAAAUAGGAAUUGCAUAAGAAUAGGAACUGCCUUGCCGAGCUCAGUCUCUCCUGCCUCCUUAUUCUUCUCCACAAGCUUCUGCUUCAGUUUCGCCUGCCUCCUUAUUCUUCUCCACCGGCCAAACUACUCCCCUAUUUCCUCGGCGAUAGACCUUCCAAGAUCUGUCCGUAUCAGGUGAAUUCAUGGUGUUGUUUCAUCUAAGGAUCUUGCAAUUUUUGGUUCAUCAUGGGGAUUGAAUAGAAAUACGGUUUUGUUUCUGGGAAUUACACAAGUAAUGGCUUUCUUAAAAUAUCUUGCAAUGGUGGCUUGAAUCAAAUGCGGUCUGCGAUAUGUGACAUGGUUACAAUUGCUCGACUUCUAAAUCUUACAAUGGUCGUUCCAGAGCUUGACAAAACAUCAUUCUGGGCCGAUCCUAGCAAUUUUGAGGAUAUUUUUGAUGUGGAACAUUUCAUCAAUUCAUUAAGAGAUGAAGUCCGAAUAGUAAAGAGGUUACCAAAGAGGUUUGGCCAACGAUAUGGAUAUCAACCAUUUGUGAAGGCUCCUGUUAGCUGGUCAAAUGAGCAAUACUACUUGCAACAGAUUCUUCCUCUCUUUGCUGAACACAAAGUGUUACACUUCAACCGAACAGAUUCGCGGCUGGCCAACAAUGGGAUUUCCCUGGAGCUUCAGAAACUUAGGUGCCGUGUCAAUUUUCAUGCCCUAAAGUUUACCCCUCAGAUCGAGGCACUGGGAAACAAGUUGAUCCAUAUAGUGCAACAGAAGGGGCCCUAUUUAGCCUUGCAUUUGAGAUAUGAGAUGGACAUGUUGGCCUUUUCUGGAUGCACACAUGGAUGCACCAAAGAUGAAGCAGAAGAGCUCAAACGAAUGAGAUACACGUUCCCUUGGUGGAGGGAAAAAGAGAUAGUAUCGGAAGAGAAAAGAUCACAUGGCUUAUGCCCUCUUACUCCGGAAGAGAUGGCUUUGAUAUUGCAAGCAUUGGACUUUAGCAGAGAGACACAGAUCUAUAUUUCGUCUGGUGAGAUAUAUGGCAGCGAAAGGAGACUUGCAACACUAAGAGCCACUUUUCCAAGGAUUGUGAAGAAAGAAAUGCUGCUGGCCCCUGAAGAUUUGCGGCAGUUCCAGAACCAUUCUUCUCAAAUGGCAGCACUCGAUUUUAUGGUUUCUGUUGCCAGUAAUAUCUUUAUUCCAACGUACGAUGGUAAUAUGGCAAGGGUUGUAGAAGGCCAUCGUAGGUAUCUCGGAUUCAAGAAAACAUUCCAACUGGAUCGUAGAAGACUCGUGGAACUUGUUGAUUUACAUCAUAAUCAAACUCUCUCAUGGGACGAGUUUUCAGCUGCUGUGCGGCUGGCUCAUGAGACGAAAAUGGGACAGCCGUCUCAGCGUAGAGUUAUUGCAGACAAGCCGAAAGAAGAAGAAUAUUUCUAUGCGAACCCUGAGGAGUGUCUGUGUGAAGACACGAGGUGUGCGGACUUGUCGCCCAUUUGGAAUGCUACCAUGUCUUGAUGAGAUAGGCCUCCAGGCGAGGAGCUACUUAGAUAUAAUGUACAGAUUGAGCAUGGAGUGGUAUCAAGUGAGGAGCAUUGAUGCCAUUUGAGAAAGCAAAGGCUUAGAUUUGGCAGAAUGCUUGGAUGAAACCGGUAGAGACAAGUAGCAAGAGACCAGACCUAAUUUGUUGAUAGGUAUGUGAUUUUGGUCAUCACAAGGUAUUAUUUAUGAGUUGCUAUAAUUUCCUCGAUUCAUUUUGUUCAUAAGCAUUUCUUUUCUUUUGCUUCUGACUGCAGUUUGUAAUUCACACACACUUCCCAGCUAUUUAUAUAAAAGUUGCCCCAGUUUGUAAUUA